UUUUUUUUUGAGGAGUAAACGGUCAGAUGACUCGGACAGAACAGAGAAAUAGAAGAAGUGGAGGAAGAAGACGACACAGUGAAACAGAACGGAAGCGAAGCAGAGCAGAGAACAAGAUCCCAUCAAGAACGAACCUCAGAGCUCCCAACCGGCGUCAAUGGAGGACGACAUAGACUCCCUCUUCGAGGGCAUGGUCCUCUUCACUCCUUCCCAGCUUUCAGACCCUUCUCCUGCUCCCCAGCCCCAGCCCAUCGACCCGUCACCUCCACCUCCACCUCCACCUGAUCCCCCGGCGGCGUCUUCCUCUUCGGAGCCGCUCGACGAGAACCUCUUCUCCGACCUCACACUCGUCACUCCUCUCCCGGGCUUGCCCGAGAACGGCCACGAAGAGCCCCAGCUGAGCUCCUCUGCCCCGAUCGAAUCGCCGGCCGCUGGCAAUUCGGUCAAAGCGAGAGAGGCAGCUCCACCCUCGGCGGUGUCUCGACAGUUCUCGCGGAAGAAGAAGAAAGCUGCCGGGUUAAGGAUCGGAUACGGGAGGCAUGAGAUCGAACAAGAGCCGCCUCCACCUCCUUCCCCUUCUGCUUCUUCUUCUGUUCCGAUCGAUGCUGCCUCUGCCAAUUCACCGGACGUCAGAUCAAAGGAAGAUACUUUAUCCACAGUUUCGCUCAAUUCUCUGUCUGAUAGAGCAGAGCAAGGCGAUUCCAUCCCUUCCAUUCCGACAGCAAAGAUCGAUCAUGAGGAGCUGCGGCCUCCUCCUACUUCGGAGGAGACAAAAUCCGAACAUGAAUCAAUCGAUACAGGUGAAGGCUAUGACGAUCAUCCGAAGGGGAACGAUGAAUCGAUCGAGACAAAAUUCGAUAGAAUCAAGGCUGAGAUUUCUGAGAAGCUCGAGCAGGCUCGGGAACUGGUGGCAGCCUUAUCCGUGGCAAAGAAGGAGGCCAUAAGGAAGAGAAGGAAAGCUGCUGAGAGGGUGAACUCGGCUUCCGCGAGGCUGAAGGAGCUCGAGAGGAGCUUGGAGGAGGCGUGCGAAGCCGAGGAUUUUGAAACAGCGGAGAAAUUGAGCGAAAGCAUUGCAGGCGCUGACAAGGAGAAGGAGGCUUUAGUGGAUGCCCUGAGAGAUGCAGAAGCUGAGUGUGAUGAGGUUGAUGAACAGAUGCAGCAGGUUCUUGAGGCUCAGAUUGCCGCAGAGGAAGAAUGUGUCUCUCUGCUCGAGAGCUUCUCCAUGGAGGCAUCGACUGAAGCAGAUCAGAUAAUAGAGAAGGCGCAACUAUUGUAUGAAGAAGAAAUGGACAAGUGGCUAUCGUCUGGUGAAGCCUUGGAGGGAAAGAAGAUGGAGCUUGAAAUUGAAUCGCAAUUGGUGAAUGAAGCUCGUGAAGUGAUGAAUAGCUCCAUUGAGCAUUCUAUUGAUGAUGAUAGGCGAGAAAAAGAAGAUCUUUAUGAAAAGAAGAGCAAGUUGAUGGGUGAAUUGGAGGAGCUACUUGCUUUGGUAAAAGCGAAGGAGAAGGAGAUAGCAGAAAACGAUGCUAAAAUUGAAGCUGUUGAGAAUCGGAUUGCUGGUGUCAUUACUGAAUUUGAGGAAGCACAGUCGAACAUUGUUGAGAACUAUGAGAGAUUGCAGUUGAACCUCUCACAGAUUGACAUGGAAAGUAAGGAUCUUUCAAUGAAAAAGAAGGAGAUUGAUGAGACUCGCUCACAGGAAGAGGAUAAGGGAAAUAAGAUCAGGGAAAUCGGCACAAAGUGUGCAGAUGAGGCCAAAGCUUAUAUUGAGGUUGCUGGACUAAGAAAAGGCUUGAUGUUGUCCAUACUAAAGUUCAGAGAAAAUAAACUUGGGCUCGUGAAGACUGAGGAAAAGCUUUCCGAUGAUGUCCAGAAGCUCCGCCAAGAGGCUGCUUCAGCAAGAGCUUCUCUACAGGAACUAUCCUCAACAAAGUCGAGUCUUCAGCAAGAAAUAGCAUCGAUAGAGCAGAGGAUUCUUUUCAUAGACAAGAGACUCCCAGAGCUAGAGGCUGAGAAAAAGGUUGCAGCUGCUGCGAGGAACUUCAAAGAAGCUGCACGAUUAGCUGCAGAGGCGAAGUCAUUGAGCACCGAGAAGGAAGGGGUGCAAUCAGAAGAGGAAAGAACUACUGCAGAGCUCGGGAAGCUCGAAGAAGAGAUUAAGGGAACUGUCAGCAGGUUGCAGGAGGUUGAGGAGCAGAUCCUGUUGAAGGAGAAGGAGGUAUCAGUAGCAAGGAUCAAGAGGUUGCUUAUAACUGCCGGUGCUGCCAAAGCAGAGAAAGAUGCUGCUAUGGAGCUGGGUGACCUUGAAGAGGCAAACCUCCUAAUGGCAGAGGUCGAGGCAGCGGAAUCAGAGGCCAAAAGGCUUCUCCCGGUAUAUGAUCAUAAGGAGGAAGAAUUCAAUGAUUUGCCGAGACAUUUCAUUCCUUUGGAACUCUUGUCCAAUCUCGGUGGUAAGCAGUUAGCAGAAGUCGCCUCGUCCGCUGGCCUUUCCACGGAGUGAUAUGAUUAGAAACACAGAAGUGAAGUAAAUUUUUGCAGCAAUAGACUGGAAAAAGGUCGUCUUCCCCAAAUCGAGGGGUAUACAUUUGUGGAGCAGAAAUACUUGUCUGGUUUUCUCCUAGUCCUUCAAUGAACUCAAGACAUGACAGCCGCAGGACUCUUCCAUUUCACAACGGGAUUGGAUAUCUGUUCUUCUGUUAGAUGACUCCAUAACAUGAAGCCCCGCUGCACAUGGGCGACCCCAAAGUACAUGCUCAAACGCUCAAUUACUUGAUCACUGUUUUUCAGCCAAAAGAAGCUCCUGGUUGGAGCCAUGUAUUAUUUUUUGUGAAUAUUGGAAUGAGGCAGAUUUUUUCGGGAUUGAUGUUGGUUUUGAUGGAAUAACAGUUCAUUUGACCAUCUCAUUC
Punica granatum (pomegranate) is the source of this 2903-nucleotide messenger RNA. The record is from RefSeq and is a predicted model, not a curated record. Lineage: Eukaryota; Viridiplantae; Streptophyta; Magnoliopsida; Myrtales; Lythraceae.